Messenger RNA from Mycena indigotica, 576 nucleotides. RefSeq lists its product as uncharacterized. Lineage: Eukaryota; Fungi; Basidiomycota; Agaricomycetes; Agaricales; Mycenaceae. The transcript has 2 exons. Bases 1 to 576 code for a protein of 191 amino acids. The record is from RefSeq and is a predicted model, not a curated record.
AUGAGCAAUGAAACGUUCUUACAUCUCCCAGCCGAAGUGUGGCUUCACAUACUCGCGCUUGCGACUGAGGACUGCUCUCCCGUUGCACUAGCCUGUGCAGAGUGGCCCCAAUACCAACCUAUCGUCGACCCAUUUUCGGAUAUCAGGCAUUUUUGGAGGGACGCUCGUUCGUUCUCGCUCGUCAACAAGCAUUGGAACACGCUGGGCACCGACCUUUUGUACGGCUGUGUGUCCGUCGAGCAGCAUUUCGACAUGCUGCACGGGGUCCUGGCUAGGCAUGGAGCGGCAAAACUUGUUCGUGCUGUUCGCCUCUCCAGUACCCGCUUUGACCGCAAUCGGAUAAUGCUGGCCCAUUGCCCGUCUGUCCAAACCAUCGUCCUCCCCGACGUGCCUCCGUAUGCAGACCUUCCAUGGAUUUCCAAUUCGCCGGAAACACCACUUGGGAUCCAUUUUCCUACUCUCAAGUACAUAUAUUGGACCGAAACGCAGGUUUCUAAUGGGCUUCUUCGACAAUUGGUUGACGCUUCCCCCAAUCUCGAAGGGGCUUUAUCUAGGCGACACAAGCAGAGCCAAUGA